UUGUAACCACACAGUACUCCCCAAGAUUUAAAAAGCUGCAGACAGAGCUCCAGAUAAAUAAUCACUUAUCUGUCUUCUGAAGAAAUUCCUCUAGUUCCAAGUUCACACUGCAAACACCAACCCACCCAUCUCCAUCAAAGACCGACUGGAGGUAAAGGAAGAGUGGAAAUGUGCUUCUGGACAAAGCUGUCAGUAUUCUGGGUGCCACUGUUCCUUCUACUCAGCCUCGUUCCCACGACUGAGACAGCAAAACCCUCUACCCAGGAUAGCGGCGGCACCUGGAUUCCUGGCCAACUGACAGAAGUACUCCGAGCUCUCUCUGCUGAUGACCGCCCACCCCUGAACCACUCAAGAAGCCUCCUCAAAACCUUGUUGGAGAAAACUGGCUGUCCACGGAGGAUGAACGGGAUGCAAGGAGACUGCAAUUUGUGCUUUGAACCAGAUGCCCUCUUGCUAAUAGCUGGAGGAAAUUUCCAAGAUCAGCUCAGAGAGGAAGUGGUCCAAAGGGUUUCUCUUCUACUGCUCUAUUACAUUAUUCAUCAGGAGGAGAUCUGUUCUUCAAAGCUCAAUAUGAGUAAUCAGGAAUAUAAAUUCUACCUACACAGCCUCCUCAGCCUCAGGCAGGAGGAAGACUCUUAUUUCCUCUCCCAGAACGAGACAGAAGAUAUCUUGGCCUUCACCAGGCAGUACUUUGACACUUCUGGAAGCCAGUGUAUGGAAACCAAAAUGCUGCAGAAAAAGUCUGGGAUCCUGAGCAGUGAUGGUGCUGAUGAAAAUACACUUCCUCAGUUGGCGGCAACAAUCAUUGCUUUGUCCCUCCAAGGUGUUUGUCUGGGGCAAAGAAACUUGCCUUCCCCAGGCUAUUUUACAGAAUAUAUUUUCAGUUCUUUGAAUAGUACGAGUACUCUCCAUCUGUCAGAACUAGACAAGCUCCUCAACACGCUCUUGACCAAAAGUACCUGCAUCAGAAAAGAUAAAAUCCAUCAACUUCAAAGGAAACAAAACAAUAUAGCAAUCUAUGACUGGAGUUAUCCUAAUCUAACUGUGUCCAUGGACCAAGAGUCAGAUGAUGGUCCUGUUUCCUGGGAUCAGACUUGCUUCUCUGCUGGGCAGCUGGUGCAGAUCUUUCUACAAGACAGCCUUUUGCCCAUUUCUAAGGAGGACUUUAAGAAAAUGAGUCCAGGAAUCAUCCAGCAGUUGCUCAGCUGCUCUUGCCAGUUGCCCAAGGACCAACAAGGAAACCUGCCGCCCACCACUCUGGAGAAAUAUGGCUACAGCACAGUGGCUGUGACGCUGCUCACGCUGGGCUCCAUGCUCGGGACCACGCUGAUCCUUUUCCACAGAUGUGAGGAGAACUACAGGCUUAUUUUACAGCUGUUUGUGGGCCUGGCUGUUGGAACACUCUCUGGGGAUGCUCUGCUCCACCUUAUUCCUGAGGUUCUUGGUUUACAUAAGCAGGAAACCUCAGAGUUUGGACAUUUCCAUGAAAGCAAAGGUCACAUUUGGAAACUGUUGGGAUUAAUUGGAGGCAUCCAUGGAUUUUUCUUGAUAGAAAAAUGUUUUAUUCUUCUUGUAUCACCACGUCCUGAGCAGGGCAUGUCAUUGGUUAAUGGGCCUGUGGGACAUUCCCACCAUCUUCCACUCAACUCUGAAUUAAGUGACCAGUCAGGCAAAGGCAAAUCUGCUUCAACUAUCCCGUUGAAAGGCCCAGAAGAUCCCCAGGCCGCUGAAAUUCCUAUAGGCACGAUGACAGUCUCCAACAGAAAAUGCAAAUCCAUUAGCUUGUUAGCAAUCAUGAUACUGGUUGGGGACAGCUUACAUAAUUUCGCAGAUGGCCUCGUGAUAGGAACAGCCUUCUCAUCUUCAUCUGAGUCAGGAGUGACCACAACAAUUGCUAUCUUGUGUCAUGAAAUUCCACACGAAAUGGGAGACUUUGCUGUGCUCCUAAGUUCUGGACUUCCUGUUAAGAUUGCCAUCCUGAUGAAUUUCAUAAGUGCUCUGACUGCCUUCAUAGGGCUGUACACUGGCCUCUCGGUAUCAACUGAUCCAUGUGUUCAAAACUGGAUCUUGACAGUUACUGCUGGGAUGUUCUUAUAUUUAUCCUUGGUGGAAAUGAAAAUCUUUCCAGAAACUACUACUACUUUGUCAAAGAUGAACAACAGCCAGGUGGCACUAGAGGCAGUGGAGCUUCCUGAAAUGACUCAUGUUCAAACACGGCGACCCUGGUUGAUGUUUCUCCUGCAGAAUUUUGGACUGACCCUAGGUUGGCUUUCUCUGUUACUCUUGGCUAUAUAUGAACAAAAUAUUAAAAUAUAAGUUGAUUCUCAAAAUCCUUCAAAAAUGAAUUUAUGUGGCCUCAUUUUGUUUCUUUUGUUGUGACAUGUAAAUUAAAUACUUUUUUAAUCUUAGGUGAGGUGUGUGUCUUUUAGUUCAUUAACUUACUAAUUUUUUUAGUGAAAUUGUGUGUGUGUAGUAUGUAAAUGUCAGAUUGUCCUUAAUUGAAAUUUUGCUUUUAGUCUCCAUCACCAUGAUAGAAAUCAUACUUUUUUUAGUCAUUAGUAAAUUCUAAAUUCAUUCUGGUAAGCUUUCCAAAAAAUAUCAUUUCCCUACUAAAGAAUGUUUGUUUGUGCUAUUUGAAGUGGACAGAUGCCUCCUGGGAUAAAAUUUGCUGCAACUUCCUUGGUGUCAAUAUUUUUUUCUGUGAGAUUACACACCAUAAGCAAACUAAAUUACAAACAAAUGUAAUAAAGUAUAAUUUUAAUGUGAUGGUUUGUUACUGGAUGUCAGAUUCUGAAUCAACUGUCACAAAACCAAUACAGUAUAGUUCACCUGCAAGCAUUCCUACCGGUUCAUAAAUGCUUAUAAACAAGCAAAUUUGGGAAGCCUGAAGAAUAAAAUGUCAACAUUCUUCUAUACAAUCACCAAAUGAAAUCUGUUCUAGGUAAGUGGAACUGGAAACAAAAGAUGAAGUUCAAAAAUUGUAAAAAUAAAGCUUAAAUUAAGCGGUAGAUUAAUGCAUCAGCUCUCACAUAUUUAACAAAGUGUGUUUAGUGGAAUAAUAUUUUUUCUGAAGAAACAGACCCCUAAACAUUAUUUCAGUAGGUAAGUUCAUGAAAUGUACAAUCAACGUAACUGAUAACCUAGCAAAA
Molecule: messenger RNA, 3149 nt
Organism: Hipposideros armiger (great roundleaf bat)
Lineage: Eukaryota; Metazoa; Chordata; Mammalia; Chiroptera; Hipposideridae
Gene: SLC39A12
Product: solute carrier family 39 member 12
Exons: 14
Coding region: 169-2316 (715 amino acids)
Biological process (GO): zinc ion import across plasma membrane; intracellular monoatomic cation homeostasis
Cellular component (GO): plasma membrane
Molecular function (GO): zinc ion transmembrane transporter activity; monoatomic cation:bicarbonate symporter activity
Source: RefSeq, a predicted model, not a curated record